UACCCUGAACAUAUAAACCUACAAUAUUUCUACUUCUAGUGUACAAAUUUGCUGUUUUCUUUUCUUUUUUGGGUGAAACCUUUGGGUUUAUCUCUCUCUCAAAGAAUUUUGCUUGAGAGAGAGAUAUAAUGAGUUACCAAAGCCUGAUUAUCCUGAGUUUAAUUUUUCCUCUGCAUUCUGUCAAAGCCAAAACUUCAAGCUGCAAUUACCAGGGGAACACUAAUCAGAUGGUUGACUUGCAGAAACAACUUCAUGUUUGGGAAACUUACUCCAAUGCUGAAGAGAUGAAACCCCAAAUGCAGGUUGCUUCUAUUCAGAACCCUGCAGUGAUCACAACACAUCUAAGAACAUGGAGGGGUCAAAACCCCUCUCGUUUUCAGCAUUACCUAAGAAAUACGCAUGGGGUUCUGAAUAUCUUCGGAUGGGGAACUUUGUUGCCAAUCGGAGCAAUAGCCGCUAGGUACUUCAGAAAAUUUCCCUUCAAGUGCAGCGAAUGGUAUUCUGUUCACAUAACGUGUCAGAGCGGUGGAUACAUUGUAGGCACCGUUGGAUGGUGUAGUGGCAUGUUUCUUGGGAAUUCUUCAAAGCAACAAAGCAACAAAACACAUCGUGUUCUUGGGAUCAUUAUAUUUACUCUCACCACCAUUCAAAUGCUUGCCAUGUUUUGGCGACGUACGGGAGAAAAUGGGUUUCCCAAGUACGUGAAGAUAUGCCAUCAUCUUCUUGGCUAUGCUCUGAUUGCUCUAACCAUAGCAAACAUAUUUGAAGGAAUAAACAAUCGAGCUCAUGCUGCAAAGUGGAAAUGGACUUAUGUUGGAAUACUUUGUGUUUUAGGUGUUACUGCUCUAGGAUUGGAAAUUUUUAAGUGGAUUAAGCGUGCAAUGAUGCGUGAGGCAGUGAAAUUGAACAGCAAUAUGUAUACGUCUCCUUGAAAGCCCUACCCAUUAUCAAAUUUUUAUUUUUUUUUCCUACAAUUGUUUCAUUUUUUUCCCUCAAUGUGACUAGUGAGGGAUACACUAAAUUCUCACACCUACAAUAAGAAUUUGAUUUUUGAUUUUUGUUUUUGUUAUCAAUUAAGGUGAUGAAUUCAAACUUGAGACAUGUUCGACUAUUGUUGCGUUAAUCCUUUACUGGAUUUAUAUAUAUUUUUUAAAAUUAAAAGCAAGGAUAUCCACCAAAAAAAAAAGAAAAAAAGAAGAAGUAAUAUUAUCAAACCUGGGCCAUACAUUCUAUAGCCCAGGAACCUAGAUUUUGGGCUCCUGCCGAAGCCAUAAAACUAUCUGGUUUGGGCCUUAUCAAACAGUCCAAAUGUGACGUUUCGUACUGCGGCU
Molecule: messenger RNA, 1331 nt
Organism: Prunus persica (peach)
Lineage: Eukaryota; Viridiplantae; Streptophyta; Magnoliopsida; Rosales; Rosaceae
Product: cytochrome b561 and DOMON domain-containing protein At4g17280
Exons: 3
Coding region: 129-932 (267 amino acids)
Source: RefSeq, a predicted model, not a curated record